Ornithodoros turicata is the source of this 3126-nucleotide messenger RNA. RefSeq lists its product as uncharacterized. The record is from RefSeq and is a predicted model, not a curated record. The transcript is spliced from 2 exons. Bases 75 to 605 code for a protein of 176 amino acids. Lineage: Eukaryota; Metazoa; Arthropoda; Arachnida; Ixodida; Argasidae.
CAAAUGAAGCGUUUCAUCUAAUUGACAUGUGCUGGCAACAUUAGCGAUAGUGCGUAUGCGGGAGUUCAAGCAACAUGUUGUCGUGGAUGAUCAACCGGAAGCGGCAGCUCGACAUGCAGGAACAAGUUCUGCGUCGGGACCAAGAGGUGAACGCCCUGGAGUACGAGAUGAAACGACGCGCACUCCAGCGGGACAUGCACGACCAGCGACGUCUGGCAGCCACGCGAGGGACUGUCUUCUGCAUCGUGGGCUGCGGCCUAGGCCUCGCGGGUCUCGGCGUAGCCCUCACGUGUACGGGCAUUCUACGGUUCCCGGGACCCCGUGGGGCUCCGUGGCUGGUGACUGGGCCAACUUGCAUCGUCAUGGGCAUCCUGGUCCUUCUGCUCUCUGUCGAAACGAUACUGAAAUGUCGCCGAGCGCAGCGUUUGCAACAGUCGGAUUCCAAAGAAACUUUAUUGGAGAGAGCCAUAUUUUUCCACAAACCUAAAGUGAAGCCGGGCCAGCAGGAUACGGACAUCGACGCCAAAGCUGUCUGUGACAGUCCCAGGAAGCCUUUAGUGUUGGAUCCUCAGAAACUUGUGGAACCUCUGGAGGUAGCAGCUUGAUAUUUAGAAUGUGAUGACUUGCCCCGAUGAAUGAAGUGGUGCUUGCGCACUUUGCGGCUGUGGUGCAGGGCUGCGCGCAGAAGAUUAACGCCCAGAAAGCUAGCAGGAAGGUGCCAUUGACUGUGGAGAUCCGCGCGGUUCACUGCGAGUGGACUGGCAGGCGUAAAUGCGAGAACCAUGUACAUAGAAGAGUAAGAAGUAGUGUGCAGGCUGAUCGUCACUGAGGUUUCCUUCAACAUGAGCGGUUCGCUACCGAGUGCCUUGGCUUUCGCCAUUUAGACAUUGCAACGUGUGCGGUUCUUAGCCGCUGUUGUUAAGACCUUGAACUCAGACACCGGCAUGGUGCAUUUCGCAAAGAAACCAAGCAAACGUCCAAACGUGCAAAGUGACUACACAAAUCCAGUGAAUCACUACGUAACCUCGGAUUACACGUACAUGCCACCUGUGACAGUGUGUGUUUGUGUGUGUGUGCAAGUGGUGACCUCCUGGAACAGCGUAUUUUUAAUACCUUUUCUGCUCUAGCUGCUGGAACACACGCUUGUUUAGUUGUUCAAAACUCGUGCUAUAAGUGUUUUCUGCCUGCCGUUACGUUUCAUUCCGUUAUGCUUAGCCUGAAAGCCAGUGAGGGUGCAUGCAAUACUUGGGUGCUAAUCGCAAAGACGCGCGAGCCAUGAGCCCCGUGGACUAAAGGAAAGGGGGUGCUCUAAAGAAUAUUCGAGAGGAGGGAAAAUCGUGAAGCAAGUGCGAAUGAAUAUGAGAUGCGUUAUGGCCUCUUCAGAUACUUGUGUCACGUAACCCGAGAUGACCAAUGAGAGGGAUUUGCUCGCGCCACUUUAGGAUCCCCUUUGACACACUGCAGGCACAUUCUAUACAGGAAUUAUCAAGACUAACCAACGAGAAUGAAGACGAACGAAAAACUAGCGAUGGCGUCCCAUGACUACAUGCCCGCAGCUUCAGGCGGACUCACUUCUUAAGAAGUCUGUGGGGAAUUUUUGUUCGCAGGGUUCUCGUAAACCUCGCUAAAUUUCUACACGAACCAGGUACAGGCGUGUUCUCCUCGAGUUUAUCUAGGGAAUGACACAUUUUCGAAGGCGUGACGCGAUCCACUGAUUUUUGGCGAAUUAAAGUUUGUCAAAUUUUCAAUACAUGGGAGUCUAUGGGAGAGGUAACAAGAUCGCUUCUCUCGGCCCGCCCGCCCGCGAUAUUCGGGUCAAAAUGAUGUCAUUCCCUACAGUAACAGUCGGGGGAUUGAUCGCAAUCGACAAAUUCGACGAGCUUACUACAGUUUUCCAGAUCCCUGCGAAUGAAAAUGAUGGCUUUGUCGUUUGUUAUCACGUUCUGGACGCUGGCACCGAUUGCAUUACUUCCUAAAGCUCGGGAGAAAAGCGAAGCGAAGAAAACAAUUUUUGGCGACGGUACAGUCAGCUCUCUCCGGAAGCGGGCUUUAACUAGACCGCACGAGUCCGCCUUCAGCUUAAAAUAUCAGACUAUAUUCCCAUCCCAUUUUCGAGUCGCGACAGGUACUCAUACUACACUGUGUCACUCAUUAAUGCCAGGCUAUCGCUUCAUUCAUCAUUGUUAAAUGACAGCGAAUUCUAUAUACCGCCCUGAGUUUAAAGGAACAGUGAAAGGCCCUUCUGAAAAUUUUCCGUUUUUGGCUGCGGCGGAAGCUCUGCAACAAACAACAUGAGCUCUUGCGCAACAACGUUAACCGUGGCUGACCUCUGGCGCGAGGACGAGGUCUCCGAUAUUCACACCCUCUAGAAACCCUUCCCCUCCUUCAGAGAGUCUGUAAGAGAAUGAGUGAGGCUGACGUCACUGCGCGUCGUAUAGAGAGUACGCCGCAUCCGCGGCUGCUCACUACGCUGAUGCUACGUCACGCUGAUCUGAUUGCGUCACGUCCAGGGAUCGUGCCGUGCCUUCAAGAACCCGCCGUAUCGCUCUUGGCUGCUUUUUUAGGGCGUUCUUACAAAAAUAAAGUUCGCAGCGGGGAGUUUAUUUUGAAGCACUCUACGAAAACGAUACGAUAAAGCAAUUGGCUUAUCGUGUUUCCAGAACCGUUAUCGUGAACCCCUUUCGGUUUACUAAAACUCGCUAGUGAUAAGAUACCGUUCAGCGACAACAUUUUGCAUGGUGGCUCCUUGCAAGUGUCAUUUCACUGCUUCUUCGAGAGAUGAACGCCAUUUUCGGAGUAUUUUUCCACGAACUGGAGAGGUGAAACUUUGCCCAAACAUUGUGUGUCAUGAAAUGUAUACAUAGUGCAAACACUUUCUUUGAAUGCUACUAGUCCGGUUACGCUGCACCAUUUUAUACGAUGACAGUAGGAAAAUCUCCCAGGACCACAAGAAACACGUGGCACGUCAAUUGUGUGUACCAGGCGAAGCGUCAAGAUGCUAUUCCUGUAAAACGCUCUUGUGAUGUACUGAUGAUACAUGAACACCACAAGUACUGCAAAGAAAUGCAAUGUUCUUCGCUUAGCAUUUUCUGCAUCAGGUACGAAGAAGAGAGCUUUAGCGCAUCG